GAGAUUUUAGUCCGUCCGUGAGCAUUGUGCCAGCCGGUGUUGUGUACCGACGACGACGACGACGACGACUUGUUGUGUGACGAUCCAACCGAUCAUCGACCGCGUGUUUGCUGCGCGCAAAAGAGCGGUCGACCGAACCAAGCCCACACCAAACGCCCUGCACAGGCAUCAUGCGAAACGGCGCAACUUUGCAGAAAGUGUUUGUGUUUGCUGUUCUAGUUUCCCGAAAAUUGUCGGUAAUUUGAUCGGCGCACAUGUUUGCAUUAGCGUAUUUGGUGUGCUUUUAUUUCGCGAUCGAAUUACCGUUUCGUUUCAAACGGUGCAAAAGUGGUGAAAAGUCGAAGAGGCUGCAGUGAACAGAUAAGUGUGUGAUCUCGUAGCUAGUUGGGUGGAAUUGUACUUAGUUUUUGAGCCUGUUUGCGGUUGUAAAAAAGGCAACAAAACAAGGCAGACAAGAAAAUUGAACCAACCGUGUGCAGAUCAUCCAGGGUGCAACGAUAGCCCUUUUCGGUGCGUUCUCUUAGUACUUGUGUGCGAAUGCUGGUACAAAUAAUUGCGCGCUUUAUCCGUGUCCAUUGCUACCACAUUCUUUCACCGCUGAUCUCGUAAUCCCGGCCCUGCAAAACCCGCACACGCAAGUGCUGCUUUAGCAGAGUUUUGAACAACAACAAACGAUAAAAAGCGAAAGCAACAAAGACAGCCCAGAAGGCGAAAGGUAUAAGUGCACGGUAGUAGUAGCCAUAAUAAUAGGUGACCGUUAACGAUGGGCAGGAAAUUGGCGCACCAUCUGGUGCUUGUUGGUGCGUUGCUAGUGCUAGCUGUCGAAAGUUUCUCGCGGGCAUUGCAACAAGCCGAUGAUUAUACUGCACAGCAUCACCAUCUGAGAAGUCAGCACCAGCACCAGCACCAGCAGCAGCAGAAUCUCCCACAUCACCACAACAACCAUCAUUCCCAUAGGCAUCGAACGGAGCAGAGUAGAAGCCGGAACCAGACGUCCUUAAACUACUCGCUAAUAAGUGGCCCUGGGUACAGUAAUGGCGCUGGUACCGAUUAUCGGCCACCGUACCAGGGAACCGUGCAGCAACAUUGGACAAACGGGCAACCACACGGUGGACAUCGGGACACUCCACCACAGCAUCGGCGCCAUCAUCGUGGUCAGUCCCAUCCUCAGCAGCAGCCGGUACCGAAUGGAUGGCGCAGGACAUCCGGGAAUGGUAGUCUGCCCGCGGCACGUCCAGUAAACCGGAUGCUGACGCGAAGUGGUUCAAUUCCAUUCGGAAGCUCACGCCACAACAACAGUACCAGAAACAGAAACGUGUGUACCGUUUACAUCUAUCGGAAGUCGGUGAUACACCCGUACCCUAACGCACACUGCACGGAUCCGUCCAACUGUUCUGGGCUUCGGACAUACUCGGCGCCGGUAGCAAAGCGGGAAGCAUGUUGCCGUGGCUGGGAGACAACGACAACCGUUGCCGAUGGGUGUUUUAAGCCUGUCUGUCAAACGCCUUGCCGAAAUGGAGGCCAAUGUACUGCACCGGAUCGGUGUAGCUGCUCAGCAGGAUUUACUGGCAAGUACUGCGAGAUGGACGUGAACGAAUGUAAGGAACGGAAACCGUGCGAUCAGAUGUGCUACAAUACGGAAGGCUCGUACUACUGCACAUGCCGCGAAGGGUUCAUGCUGCAGAGCGAUCGUCAAAGUUGCAGAAAGAUCGUAGAAACGAAAGACCACGCGACGGAAGCGCGCGACAUGGAGAACGACCUGGAUGUCGAUUACGACAGUCUGGACAUUCGGUUAAAGAAGUUGGAACAGCAGUUGGCUUCCCGUGACGACAGACAGGAGCUCAAUAAAAAGGUCCAGUACACGAUGGAAGCGGUUUCGGUGCUGAAGUCACAGGUGUCACGAUUGACCCAACGGUUAUUUCCCUCGGUAGAUUAUGGUAACCGGGUACACUGAAGUACACUCGACGUUGGACUCCUAUCCGGCCAUAUGGAGCUUAUUCUCAUAACAACGAAUUUGCUGGCUCUAGUAGCAGCUUUUAAAUGAAUCCCGUUCCGACGUGCUAUGUUUCAAUAGAAUGAAAGUCUUACAUUUAUUGUCCUUAAAAUGCUAUUGCCUGUGUGUGUGUAUGUGUGUGCAAGUUGUGUGUGUGUGUGUGUUUCUAUCUGUGUAAUGUUGUCAAAGAAGGAAGAUUAAAAAUAGACUAUUACCAAAAUCGAA
Anopheles funestus (African malaria mosquito) is the source of this 2218-nucleotide messenger RNA. It is a transcript of the gene slow, whose product is annotated as epidermal growth factor-like protein 7. The record is from RefSeq and is a predicted model, not a curated record. Lineage: Eukaryota; Metazoa; Arthropoda; Insecta; Diptera; Culicidae. Gene Ontology annotation, molecular function: signaling receptor binding; calcium ion binding. Gene Ontology annotation, biological process: anatomical structure development. Gene Ontology annotation, cellular component: extracellular region; cell surface. The transcript is spliced from 7 exons. The coding region runs from base 764 to 1954 and encodes 396 amino acids.